Molecule: messenger RNA, 2042 nt
Organism: Gopherus evgoodei (Goodes thornscrub tortoise)
Lineage: Eukaryota; Metazoa; Chordata; Testudines; Testudinidae
Gene: E2F4
Product: E2F transcription factor 4
Exons: 10
Coding region: 46-1296 (416 amino acids)
Biological process (GO): regulation of transcription by RNA polymerase II
Cellular component (GO): RNA polymerase II transcription regulator complex
Molecular function (GO): protein dimerization activity; DNA-binding transcription factor activity, RNA polymerase II-specific; RNA polymerase II cis-regulatory region sequence-specific DNA binding
Source: RefSeq, a predicted model, not a curated record
GCGGAUGCGGCCGGGCUGACCGGAGCGGCCGGCGCGGGGAGGCAGAUGGCGGAGUCCGGGCCGCAGCCCCUGGGGGCCCCGAGCCGGCACGAGAAGAGCCUGGGGCUGCUCACCACCAAGUUCGUGUCGCUGCUGCAGGAGGCCAAGGACGGCGUGUUGGACCUCAAGCUGGCAGCGGAUACCUUGGCGGUGCGGCAGAAACGGCGAAUCUACGACAUCACAAAUGUUCUGGAGGGCAUUGGGCUGAUCGAGAAGAAAUCCAAGAACAGUAUCCAGUGGAAAGGUGUGGGCCCAGGCUGUAACACUCGUGAGAUAGCGCACAAACUCAUUGAGCUGAAGGCAGAGAUAGAGGACCUGGAGCAGCGCGAACAGGAGCUGGAGCAGCAGAAGAUGUGGGUCCAGCAGAGCAUCAAAAACGUCACAGAAGAUGUACAGAACAGCGGAUAUCCUUUCAGCACGCCCAGCUCCCGGAAGCUGCACCUUUUCUCCUUAACCGCAGGAACGUUAGCCUAUGUGACGCACGAAGAUAUCUGCAAGUGCUUCACAGGAGACACCCUCCUAGCAAUUCGAGCACCGUCAGGCACUCGGUUGGAGGUUCCCAUUCCGGAGGGCCUGAAUGGACAGAAGAAAUAUCAGAUCCAUCUGAAAAGCACUAGUGGUCCAAUUGAUGUCCUCCUCGUAAACAAAGAUGCUUUGAGCUCCCCCCCUGUGGUGCUCCCUGUCCCUCCCCCUGAAGACCUCAUUCAAUGCCAGCCAGUCGUGCCCGCUAAACCACAGAGAUCGCCUGUUGCCCACUUCCAGGAGGCAUCUGUCCCCAGCAGUACGCACCCGUCCACGCCCACACCGACCAGCACUCAGGACCACAGCCCAGCUGCACAGAAAACAACGAGCCCAGAAUGCAGUGUUUCGGCAGCAGAGUCCAAGAGCAGCAGCGACUUCGACCCUCUCAGCUCAGUGGCCGCGCCAGCCAGCCAGCCACCGGUAUUAGAUACGCAGCCGCUCCAGUCAUCUGCCUCGCUAGACAGCAGCUCCGUCCUGCCCAAUCCCUCUACCUCCUUUGAGCCAAUCAAGCCAGAUCCCACAGAGAUGCUGGAACUUCCCAAAGAACUCUCGGAGAUGUUUGAGCCAACACGAGAAUGUAUGAACUCCGAGCUGCUGGAAGAGCUGAUGUCCUCCGAAGUAUUUGCUCCCUUGCUCCGCCUCUCCCCUCCCCCCGGAGACCACGACUACAUCUACAACCUGGAUGAGAGCGAAGGCGUCUGCGACCUCUUCGACGUGCCUAUCCUCAACCUCUGAUUCCCCGGCGUGGCGGCCGGGCUGGUGAACGGACUGUUUUGUAGCUGGCUUUGGAAAGUCUCUUCGGAUUCCUUUUGUGCUAGUGCUGGAUGAGUCAGAGGGGCUCUUGGCAAGACAUGGACUUGCGGACUGGGAGCCUCCCCGUAGCUUCUCUCUUCCCGUGUUGCACAUGCCAGGUCCUUGAGUUACCUCACCCUACUACAUCUCUGUCUCUCCACUGGAUCCUAGGCCUCUUUUGAAAGGCUUCGUAUUUGAACCUUCCCUGUAUAGCUUUGCCCAUGUGCCUCACAGAGCUUCCGUCCAUCCGCAUGCCUUGGAUUUCCUGCACUUCCACAGGCACUUUGCAUCUCCUAGGCAUCAGCUGCUAGAGGGCAUCUUAGUAUGAUGGUCAGUUAGCAAGUCCAGAAGUAGUUAGCUGAACCCAUCAGUGGACGGCAGCCUUGGCCCCUCUCCGAUUAGGGUGGGUGUGCUUGGCUGUGAAAAUUGGCCCUGUGAGCUCUGGUCCUCAGUGACUCCAGCUAGUUCAUUUGACAAGUGAAAAGCAAUUGGCAGCUGCUAGCUGUGCCGUUCGGGCCCAGGAGCUGAGCUGAGUCAUGCAUUCCCCCUGCCCUCUCCCUGGUAGGGUUGGCGAUCCUGCAUCAGGCCUUGUUAUUUAAACCUCUGUGCUGAAGCAUGAAGAGGCUCCAUUUCCACUCCCUCUCCUGGAGCUGUGCUGAGGGGCUGUUUUUUCUGACAUCUGGGAAUCA